AUGUUGAUUUUCCCGGACUUCAUCAAUCGCUUUGGCCAACAACAACCAGAUGGAAGUAUUGCUUGGGACAGCACGAUCCAGUCCCUGGUCGUUUCCACCAUGUCUCUCGGAACCCUUGUCGGAGCUCUUGCAGGCUCAUACACUGCUGAUUGGUGGGGUCGUCGAAAGAGUCUGAGUUUUGGCGUGGCCAUCUUCGUCAUUGGUAACAUCAUCCAAAUCACCGCCAUGUACUCGUGGGUUCAUCUCAUGAUAGGCCGUAUUGUGGCCGGUCUCGGUGUGGGCAUAUUGUCAGUGGGCGUGCCCAUGUUCCAAUCAGAAUGCUGCCCACGCGAGAUUCGUGGUGCAGUCGUCGCUUCUUACCAGCUCAUGAUCACCAUCGGCAUUCUAGUCAGCAACGGCAUCAACUAUGGCGUACGCGACAGUCCAGGUGACGACACGGACGCUUCCUGGCGGAUCGUCAUUGGCAUGGGUAUCGCUUUCUCUUUGCCCUUGGGAGCUGGCAUUCUUGUCGUACCAGAAUCACCCAGAUGGCUUGCUGGACGCGGCCGUUGGGAGGACGCACGGAUGGCUCUUGCUCGACUACGCGGCCGGAAAGCGGACCCCAAUCAUGAGCUUGUCAACGACGAUUUCAACGAGAUGAAAGCAACCAUCGAGGAACAAAAUAAAGCUGGUCGAGGCACUUGGAAGGAAUGCUUCACUGGUCAGCCCUCCGGCAUACCGCGACUCGUGUACCGUACACUCCUCGGCUGCGCCCUGCAAUUCUUUCAGCAAUGGACUGGCGUCAACUACUUCUUCUACGUUAUCUUCAAUGCUGCUGGUAUCGAGGACCCAAUCCAGACGCAACUAAUCCUUGGUGCAGUCAAUGUGGCCAUGACUAUCCCUGGCCUCUACUUGAUCGAGCGACUCGGUCGGCGACUUCCACUCAUCGUUGGUGGUCUUUGGCAAGCGGUAUGGCUUCUUGUAUUUGCCGUUAUCGGGAUUGUACGGCCUCCGGGUGAGAAUCCAUCUUCUGGAGUGGUCAUGAUUGUCAGCGCAUGCAUGUUCAUCGCUUCGUUUGCCUGCACGCGUCUCUUGCAACUGCUUUCAACUGGCUUGGUAGGUCGUUUCUACCAGCUCAUCAGAAAAGCACUAACUUUCCAAGGCAACUUCCUCCUCGCUUUCCUCACUCCCUACGCUAAUGAAGGCAUCGGCUAUUCGUUUGGCUUUGUGUUCUUCGCAUGCAACUUCAUCGCAGCUGGUAUUGUCUACUUCUUCGUCUUCGAAUCUAGAGCGUUGUCUCUAGAAUCCGUGGACAUGAUGUACUCUGACGGUAGCAUCAAACCGAGGGCUAGCAAGAAAUGGGUGCCGCCGGGCUAUAUCAAUCGCCUGGAACGAGAUGAGACAUAUUGGCAUCGUCCCAGUCAAAUGGAGAACACGCAACCCUCCAACUUGCCUGCAAACUCGAUGGAUGAGAAGCACUAUGACAAAGAUGACACUUCACCAGAACGCGGCAUGUCUGUGCAUCGUGAGCACGCUGCUAGCGAUGUGAGGAUGUAG
Parastagonospora nodorum SN15 is the source of this 1536-nucleotide messenger RNA. RefSeq lists its product as hypothetical. Gene Ontology annotation, cellular component: membrane. The coding region runs from base 1 to 1536 and encodes 511 amino acids. The transcript is spliced from 3 exons. Gene Ontology annotation, biological process: transmembrane transport; carbohydrate transport. The record is from RefSeq and is a predicted model, not a curated record. Lineage: Eukaryota; Fungi; Ascomycota; Dothideomycetes; Pleosporales; Phaeosphaeriaceae. Gene Ontology annotation, molecular function: carbohydrate:proton symporter activity.